Didymella exigua CBS 183.55 is the source of this 480-nucleotide messenger RNA. RefSeq lists its product as uncharacterized. The record is from RefSeq and is a predicted model, not a curated record. The annotation marks the transcript as partial. The transcript has a single exon. NCBI's taxonomy places the organism in Eukaryota, Fungi, Ascomycota, Dothideomycetes, Pleosporales, Didymellaceae.
AUGCCUGUCGUCGAGAUAACUCAGCUACGUUUGAAGGGGGUCGCGGUCGAUGAUCCCGCGUUGCUUGAGAGCCUAUCGCAAGCCCGAGGCAAGCUGCAGACCAAUUCACGAUUCUUCAGCUGCAUUGAAGCAUCACGCCUCAUUUAUAUUUUUGGCGUCUGGCCAAGUCUAGAUGCGCACUUGGAAUUCCUGGCUUCUCCGGCACGGGACGAGGUUUUGGGUCCGCAGGAGGCAUUCCUAGAGUUCCAGUGGACAAUACACCUGGAGCUCGAUACCAUCAGUCCACUCCUACUCGAUGCGCCGUUUUUAGCAAUCGAGAGAUUCGAUAUCGAUGCAGUAAACGUCGAGGCUUACGACCAGGUUGUCAAGAACCAUGCGCGAGAGCUCCAGAGCAGCGGCCGAGAACCUUCAGACGUUACAUACGCAUGGCGAUGCGAUAUGCCAACCGGCAGCCAUGAGGCAGCCAUAUUGACUAGCUGG